AAAUAUUAAAAAGUGGACCCACUUUUCUUUUCUACUGCGUGUGUUACAUAAAAAAGAAAGAGAAAAUCCCCGUCUCUGCCUGCAUCCAUCUCUCUUCCAUCUCUCUGAGUCAAUAAGCUUUCGAUCCAUAGCCUUUAUGGAUUUCAGAUUCAAUUCUCCUUUAGCUUCCUCCUCGUUCGCCGCCGUAGUCUGUAACCUCGCUAUCGCAACUGUUGCUUCUCCGUCGCCAUCUCAGCCGUCCAAAUCCGAUCUUCCCCUCGCGCUCUGGUUGCGGCACUCGCUUUUUACCGUUCCCUGAUAGGUAAUCUGCUUCAGUUGUUUCCAAAAGUGAUUGACUUUUUUCAUUCGUUCUGUCUUGGAAAAUUUAUUUGUUCUCCAAGUUUUCUGCAUAGGGGACUCAUCAAAUAACCUAAUUUUGGUUUUCACCUCUGUUUUUUACCUGGGAUCUUUGAACUUAUAUAACGAGUAGCUAUCCUUCAGCGGAUAGUAAUUUAUUCAGGUGCGCACUGUAUGUAUGUAUGCAUUGAACUAGUAAUAAGAUGAGCGCGUCUACUAGUGAAAGAAAUCCCGUGCGUGGCAGUGCUAAAGCUAAAUGCACUUCAGGUUGGGCGGCUUUUGACCUUAAGCAUAGACAGAAAUCGCAAAUCAUCGAACUCAAUAAGGUUUCUGAGGGUUACCCCUUGUUAUCUGGCCCCACUUUCCCCAAUAACCUUUCCAACAAACAUGCUUCUCUAUUAGAGAAGCCCUUUUCGUCUGUAGUUGCAACCCCUAUAAAUUUUCCUUCCUUAGUUGACACCACUGAUGGUAACAAGAAAGGCCGAGCUCCAGUUGGUAAUGAUUGUCUUCGUAGUGCUCAGAAUAUUGAGACUGAUAAUGAGUUCAUUGAGGUUUAUCAGAAGCUUAAGUGUCUUCAUCCUUGGGCGGAUGAAAGCUUGAUUCGGGAUGUCCUAGCCGGCGUGAGCAAUGAUGUUGAUAGUGCUUUAUCUUUACUGGGAGAUAUGCUUAUCUCUGAGAAUAAAGUUGCCGAGAGCAAGAAAGUCGAGCCUAGUGGAAAUGCUGUUCCAUCCUUUGACGUUGAAGGUGGUUCUGUGGGAGAGAAUAAAGAUGUAAGCUUUACCAGCAAUGAUUCUUUUAGUAAGGAAUUCAAGGAUGAUUUGAUUAGUAAGGAAUUCAAGGAUGACUUAACUUCAGCACAAUUACUGGAUGCUAUCAAGUCCUUACCCAUUGAACCAGAGGCUGAGUGGGAAGAGGAUGAUGUUUACUUAAUCCACCGAAAAGAUGCUAUAAGUAUGACCAGAUUGGCAUCGCGCCAUUCUAAGGCCGCAAAUGAUGCAUACUUAAGAGGUGAUCAUAAAGCGGCCAUUCAGUUCUCACUCAAAGCACGGGAAGAAUGGACUGCUGCUCAGAAGCUGAAUUCCAAGGCAGCCAAGGAAAUUCUGAAUGUGAGGAACUGUGAAAAUGAUCUAUGGACAUUGGACUUGCAUGGUCUACAUGCAGCAGAAGCAGUUGAAGCAUUGCGUGAACGUUUACAAAUAGUUGAACCUUUAUUUUCACCAAAUUGCUUGGCCACACUUGAUGCGGUCCAGAAGGAGUCAUGCAUGUCUCUUGCUGCAUCUAUGUCGUCCGCAGCUCAUGUUAAGAUGGAAAAGUUUGGGAGACUGUUCCUUCCAUCCAGGCAGAGGCAAAACUUAUUACAAGUUAUAACAGGAAGGGGCAAUCAUAGCCGCGGAGCAGCUGCACUUCCAUCAGCUAUUAGAAACUUUCUCAGUGAGAACAGAUAUCACUUUGAUGAGACUAGGUCAGGGAUGAUCAUGAUACGGCCCAAGUUUAGGCGACAGUAGACUACCUUCCCGUGAUGCUACUGGCAGGAAUUCAGAUCUAUUGCUAUCCAUUGUUCUUGCACAUGAUGUAAAAUCACAACUUAUCCCCAUGUCAUGCUUAAUUCCAUUGUGUCUAGAUUUUUUGAUAAAAGUUGCUCUGAUACUAUGUCAUUGUUCGUUAUCUCCCACCAAAGGAUAUGUUUGUAAUUGUUGCUGCCCAUGUAACUGUUGUGUUAUGCAUGCUAGACAUUUUCCCGGCUCACUUUUGAAGUCGUCCGAGGAUUGUUUUGAGCAUUUAACAACAUUUAGUAUGUUUGUGCUAGUAUGUCAUUUAGCCGUAGGAAGUGGUAAAAGGGAAAAAUUAAGACAACCCCCAAAUUUACUUUUAACCUAUGUACCAAAAGAAGUCUGUUACACUUGCUCAUAUUUUGUGUAUUGUUAUUUUUUAUUUUAUUUAAUCCUUACAUGGCCAACACAGCCAGUUCUUGGAAGGUCUUUCACUGCCUCUUCCUUCCUGAGAGGUUGGUAUACAUCCCACCCGCACCAUUAGCAUCACGAGGACCUCAGCCUGACUAACGUAUUAAGAAACUGGCAUUUGUCUUAUUUGGUUUGAUCACAGCUAAAAUUUGUGUUUAUUAUCAUGUUUAUGCGAUAUGCAUCUGGAAAAUGGAUUGAAGCUAGAGCAAGGAUGAUGCCCACAGAACACAGGGAACACAUGGUAAAUGACUUUUGGUGAAGUAUUUUGAGCAAACCUCGGUCUUGGGAUUAUAUGCCUGAUGUCUUAUGAUUUUUCUCAUAAUUUUGAAUGUAGUGCCUUCAUAGCUUCUAUUAUGCAUGUUUGUACUGGACUCAGUUAUUAAUUAUUAUGCAUGUUUGUACUGGAGGUUAUUCAACAUUACUCCAUCAACACACUACACCAUCAUGCAUUUUAUUUUCCACGUAUUUUUCAGCAAUAGUUCCCUUCAUAUUCAAUACUGCUACCGAGCAUGUUCAGUGACAUAGAUAAUAUACAAG
Molecule: messenger RNA, 2834 nt
Organism: Striga asiatica
Lineage: Eukaryota; Viridiplantae; Streptophyta; Magnoliopsida; Lamiales; Orobanchaceae
Source: the annotation of a GenBank genome assembly